This is a messenger RNA of Monopterus albus (swamp eel), 3343 nucleotides long. RefSeq names its product basic leucine zipper transcription factor, ATF-like (gene batf). Bases 1951 to 2325 code for a protein of 124 amino acids. The record is from RefSeq and is a predicted model, not a curated record. Lineage: Eukaryota; Metazoa; Chordata; Actinopteri; Synbranchiformes; Synbranchidae. Gene Ontology annotation, molecular function: DNA-binding transcription factor activity, RNA polymerase II-specific; RNA polymerase II cis-regulatory region sequence-specific DNA binding. Gene Ontology annotation, cellular component: nucleus. Gene Ontology annotation, biological process: regulation of transcription by RNA polymerase II. The transcript is spliced from 4 exons.
UCACGACACCAGAGUCUAAAGCCUGGUGAACGGACACGUUCAUCGCCGGGUGCGGUGGCGCGCGCCUGUAAUCCAAGUUACCGGGAGGCUGAGGCUGGAGGAUCGUUUGAGCUCAGGAGCUCUGAGCUGCAGCGGGCUACGCUGAUCGGGUGUCCGCACUAAGUUCGGUAUCGAUAUGGUGCUCCUGGGGGAGCCCGGGACCAGCAGGUCGUCUAAGGAGGGGUGCACCGGUCCAGGUCGGAAACGGAGCAGGUCAAAGCCCCCGUGCCGCUCAGUAGUGGGAUCGCGCCCGUGAAUAGACGCUGUAGUGCAGCCUGAGUAACACAACGAGACCCGGUCUUUUUACACCCACCAGUGAACUACAGUCACAGCACACACACUCCAACAUUAUAUCUUUACAUCACACAACAGCUUCAAUGCUGCUGCUCUGUCUUUUUACUCCAUCAGAAACCUUCACAGACCUGCUGCUCUGCUGCUGCUACACCACCUCCACCUGGAGGACAGCAGCACCAGCACCCACCUCCCUGAGAACUUCUCAGCUUGUUCAGCGGGUUGAGGUAAACUGCAGCUUCAACUCUUUUGGACAGCGUUAAAUGCCAAGUAUUAGAAAUGUCUGCCCUUGCCCAAGCUCUUCAAAAUUCCUGUGAUGGUAGAACAUGUUUUUGUGUGGGAGGACUGUUCUGCCAAGCAAAGCUGUUUUGGUCCUGAUUCUUUUUUUUUCUCACAAGAAAAUCUUGUUCUUGCACCACCAAAUGCUACCUUGUGAUGGGGGCAAACAAGAAAAUAAUAGAUGAGUAAAGGGCACAGCGGCUUUAGAGAUUUUGCCGCUUGAUUUUUAUGUGGGUUUUGUUGGACGGUAAACCAUCAGUAUGUGUCAAAUGUACGCAAAAGUUCUCUCUUAGGCAGAAUUUUUGUUCAUUUCCAGUAUGUUUCCCCUCAACCACUUUGUAUAUUCAACGACUAUUUAACCAUACUGUUCAUUUUCUAGAAGAUUCCCCACCUUUUGGCAUUUUCACAAAGUCAUUUAGAAUAAAAGACAAUGAGCAAAUUCAGCGUGGGGUUUUGGGGAGCCCCUUGGGCAUUUCUCAAUGCCAGAGCCCUUGACAUUGCCUCACCUUAUUGCAGCUGGCGUGUUGCAAGCGAGAUGGUGUGGUUCACUUCUGGAAAUUACCAUGAAGCAUGUGUAAAUAACACAAUCUAGUCAUCCUUGUGUGGCUUAGGGAUACGCUUGUCCCUGGAGGAUUUAGUCAAAACGUGAUAUCAUAUGUGGCGGCUAAAAAAAGAGGAAGAGGGAAUGCCCAUGCCCCUGAUGCCCCUCUAACACACGUGCACCCACAAAUGCCCCUACAUGCACAUGAAAGGGUUGUAGCAUCUUAUCUUUUAGUGGAAUUUUAUAAAUUCUUUAAUGCUGAUUGUGCUACUACCAAAUACAAUUUUCUAUGCAGAGAUACUGUAUAUAUAUUUUUUUACAUUUAGGCAAAUAGGUGUGUUUCUGAUAUACUGUUAUCGUCCUAUGUUUACACCAACUGCUCCUUAAACCCUUUAUAUGUUAUUUUUCUGGAGUUUUUAAGAUUACCUUAUGUGCUUUACCUUUUCAUCAGACAUGUGACUUCCAGUCUAAUGCAACUUACCCAUAUUCUUACCAGAAGCCACAUCAGAUACAACCAAUUAGGCAUCUAGUCUCACAGCGUAUGUGUGUCAGAGAGAGAGCGAGAGAGAAAGGAAGAGAGCGAGAGUGAAAGAGAAGGAGGAGUGACAGAAAGGGAAAGAAAAGAGGGAAGAAUGAGACUCAUAACUCAGUAAGUGGUGAGCCAAGUUCUUCUCAGCAACUCGUUCUGCUACACAGACUCUCUCUCUUUCUCUAUCUCUCUCUCUCUCACACACACACACACUCAAAAACACAAAGCAGAAGUGGACAAAGAGACACGGUUUCAGUCGCCGCGGUUGGCUAUGGCUCAGGGCUCUGACAGCAAUGACACAAGUUACAAAUCCCCAUCACCUGGAAGCAGACCGAGCUCCUCAGAUGAUGCGAAGAAGGUGAUGCGGAGGGAGAAGAACCGGAUUGCUGCUCAGAAGAGCAGAAUGAGGCAAACUCAGAAAGCUGACAGCCUGCACUUGGAGAGUGAGAACCUGGAGAAGGAGAACGCUGCCCUGAGGAAGGAGGUGAAGCAGCUGACAGAGGAGGCCAAGUAUCUGUCUUCUGUGCUCAGCAGCCACGAACCUCUGUGCACUGGCCUGACUGCUCAGACCCCUGACCUCCUCUACCCUCCUCACCACAGCAGCUACCACCACCAGCACAUCGCUGUACCACACUACCAGCACUGACAUGACAGACUACUGAGAUGGCCGAAGAUGUGCUGUGAAACAGAAGACGGACCUCAGUGGAGAGAGACUGACUAGAGAUGUGAAUGUUAAUCAUUGCUCAUAACUGAUCAACGAGUAACAUGACAGGCCAACACAUCCAAACAGCCAAACAGUGAGAGUAUGGAGUCCAAAGUGAAGCAUACAGUAUUCAAAACUAUUUAUUUAGCUUCUGUUCAUCUAUUUGCUUUUAUCUGAUUAAUAUCCAACAUCUAUGUGUGAAGCUAAAUGGCUUGAUGAGUAAAAUUAUCAACCAGUCGAUGUUUACAUUGGGAGAAAAAUCCAUCUACUGUAUGUUCAGGUGACUCAUGCAAUAUUUUUGUAAGCUGUUUUAGUGUUGUGCAGAGCUCCUUUGUUAAUCUGUUAUAUUUAGAGUUUCUGAUGUUAUUAUAUGUUUCAUUGUGUAAAUGCUCAGGAGCUUUUGACAGAUUUGAUUGUGGACAAACAGAAUGUAAAGUCGUCAUAAUCCCAAAAAGGCUUUGAUGCACCAAAAAAAGAAACGGCUUGCUGUGAGGAACGGGCAUUCACGGGUUCUUGUUUUGUGUACUGGUGAUCAUGUGUGAGAAGACGCCAGUAGAGAUAUUUAUUAAAGAUCAUUUCUGACCUCCAGGGGUUUUUAUGUAUGGCUCUGUGCAGUGUUUUUCCUUGUCUGCACAACAGAUUCUGCACCGGUGCUGAUAACAGGGCAAAUGUGACAGAGCUACUGUAAAUGUGUUUCUCUCUGAUUAGGGUCUAUAGAUGGCACUGUUUACCAGUAUGACAGAUAAGAGUUUGAGUAGAUUAUUUUACAAAGCACACAAAUAAUUCAUAAUAGACUCUCCUGUGUGGAUAUGAAUUUUGUUUUUGCUUUUUUUGUUGCUGUUGUUGUUCAACACAACUGAAGUUUUGGUCUUUCUCCCCUUACCUGUUCCACAAUCAGUUGUCAAAGUGGAUCUGUUAACUGCAGUGUUUUAGACUAGGAAGUAAACUACCAAUAAAGUGG